Etheostoma spectabile (orangethroat darter) is the source of this 8350-nucleotide messenger RNA. RefSeq names its product protein tyrosine phosphatase receptor type Fa (gene ptprfa). Gene Ontology annotation, biological process: protein dephosphorylation. The transcript is spliced from 32 exons. Bases 385 to 6066 code for a protein of 1893 amino acids. The record is from RefSeq and is a predicted model, not a curated record. Lineage: Eukaryota; Metazoa; Chordata; Actinopteri; Perciformes; Percidae. Gene Ontology annotation, molecular function: protein binding; protein tyrosine phosphatase activity.
GCUGGCUGACUGGCUGACUGGCCGGGCCCUGCUCACAGCGCUGCAGGGCUGUUCACUGCUCUUCACUCCCACGAGAGAUCAGCAGCUCUGACCCGCGAACGAAGCUGAUCUGUGUUCAGAUCAAUCACGCUGCUGCACAGCUCUGAAGCUCUCUACCUGUGGCUGACCUGAGGGGCUGCACACCUCCCCCAGUCUCAGCGCUCCGUUGGCUUGCAGGGGGAUUGUUUUACAGGCUUUGUGGGGGAAUUGCUCAGUUAUACCUCUAAGGAACAGCACUAAUUCAAAGGAUAAUCUUGUUUUCUCCAUGGAGCUUGACAGGUGUCACUCUAUGAAGGUGUGAGGUGGUAGGCGAUCAGCAGCAGCGUCACGACCAACAGUCAGACCAUGGACCUUAGAUUCAGACGGCUGUCGCCUCUCGCCGAGGGAGCUCUUCAUCUGGUGCUGCUGGCCGGGCUGGUGCUGCCGUCUCACGCAGAGAGCAUGCCCAGCUUCAUCAAGUCCCCCGACGAUCAGACAGGGAUUUCGGGAGGAGUGGCGUCGUUUGUAUGCCAGGCAGUGGGUGAGCCCAAACCUCGCAUCACCUGGAUGAAGAAGGGGAAGAAAGUCAGCUCCCAGCGCUUUGAGGUGAUUGAGUUUGAUGACGGCUCGGGCUCGGUGCUGCGCAUCCAGCCUCUGAGGACCCACCGCGACGAGGCCAUCUAUGAGUGCACAGCCACCAACAGCGCGGGAGAGAUCAACACCAGCGCCAAGCUCACCGUGUUGGAGGAGGACCAGAUCCCUCAUGGUUUCCCCACCAUAGACAUGGGGCCCCAGCUGAAGGUUGUGGAGAGAACGCGCACUGCUACGAUGCUGUGCGCAGCCAGCGGCAACCCUGACCCGGAGAUCUACUGGUUCAAAGACUUUCUGCCUGUUGACAUCAGCAGCAGCAACGGGCGCAUAAAACAACUGCGAUCAGGAGCGCUUCAGAUUGAGAACAGCGAGGAGUCGGACCAGGGCAAAUACGAGUGUGUGGCAGUCAACAGCGCCGGGACUCGCUACUCUGCUCCGGCGAACCUUUAUGUCCGAGUUCGCCGUGUGCCUCCCCGUUUCUCCAUCCCCCCCACCAAUCACGAGGUGAUGCCCGGCGGCAGCGUCAACCUGACCUGCGUCGCGGUUGGCGCUCCCAUGCCUUACGUCAAGUGGAUGAGCGGCGAGGUGGAGCUGACCCGGGAAGAGGAGAUGCCUAUUGGCCGCAACGUCCUGGAGCUCACCAACAUCCGACAGUCUGGGAACUACACCUGUGUGGCCAUAUCGUCCCUGGGCAUGAUCGAGACCACGGCCCAGAUCAUUGUCAAAGCCCUGCCCAAGCCACCCACUUCCCUCACUGUGACAGAAACCACAGCCACCAGUGUCACUCUGACCUGGGAUUCCGGAAAUCCAGAACCGGUAUCCUACUAUGUGAUCCAGUACAGGCCCAAACUGUUUGACAACGGCUUCCAGGAAGUAGACGGGGUAGCCACAACCCGAUACAGCAUUGGGGGCCUCAGCCCCUUCUCAGAAUAUGAAUUUCGUGUCAUGGCUGUCAACAACGUGGGCAGGGGGCCUUCCAGCGGUAUUGUAGACACCCGAACAAGUGAGCAAGCCCCCUCAUCACCGCCUCUUCACAUCCAGGCACGGAUGCUGAGCUCCAGCACCAUGCUGGUCCAGUGGGAGCCUCCAGAGGAGCCCAAUGGCCAAAUCCGGGGCUACCGGGUCUACUACAGCUCGGAACAUGACGCCCCGCUCAGCGCCUGGCAGAAACACAACACAGAUGACAGCCAGCUCACCACCAUCUCAGGCCUGACCACAGAUAUCACCUACAGCCUUAGGGUACUGGGCUUCACCUCUGUGGGGGAUGGGCCGCCUUCUGAUGUGCUGCAGAUCAAGACCCAGCAGGGAGUUCCAGCUCAGCCGUCUGGUUUUGAGGCCGAGGCCGAGUUGGACUCACGCAUCAUGCUGUCCUGGCUUUGGCCUGUCCAGGACCCCAUUGUUAGCUUUGAACUGCUCUACUGGGAAGACAGCACUCCUACAGACAAGCAUCAUGAGACGUUCGACCCAGCGGGCUCCCAUGCAGUUGAUGGACUUAAGCCAGACACACUCUACAUGUUUUCCCUGGCAGCAAGAUCAGAGAUUGGUUUAGGAGUCUUUACUCAGCCAAUUGAGGCCAGGACGGCCCAGUCCACCCCCUCGGCCCCUCCCCAGGAGGUACGCUUGCUCAGCCUCAGCUCCACCAGCAUCAAGGUGAGUUGGGCGGCGCCGCCCACAGACAGCCGCCACGGGGAGCUAGUGCGCUACUCCCUGGCCUACCAAGCACUCACAGGGGAGGACGUGAAGCGCCACCAGGUGUCAGGAAUCGCUGCUGAUGUCACCAGCUAUGUGCUGGACGACCUGCAGAAGUGGACUGAGUAUUUGGUGUGGGUGAGGGCUCACACUGACGUCGGGCCUGGCCCGGAGAGCUCGGCAGCCUGCAUCAGAACCAAGGAAGACGUGCCUGGAGCUCCACCCAGGAAGGUGGAGGCAGAAGCCCUCAACUCCACUGCCCUCCGGGUGAGCUGGAAGCCCCCCCUGUCUGUUAAGCAGCACGGCCAGAUUCGAGGCUACCAGCUGGUUUACUCCCGGCUGGAAAACGGACAGCCUCACGGCCAGCCGGUCAUCAUUGACGUUUCCUUUCCUGAAGCCCAGGAGGCCAUAGUAACAGGUCUGCUCCCGGAGACCACUUACUCAGUGACUGUGGCUGCGUACACCACCAAGGGCGAUGGUGCUCGCAGCAAAGCCAAAGUGGUCACCACCACAGGAGCAGUGCCUGGCAAGCCCACUAUGAUGAUCAGCACCACCAUAGGGAACACCGCUCUGAUCCAGUGGCAGCCGCCGAAGGAGAUGGUGGGGGAGCAUGUGGGAUACCAGCUGCAGUACAAGAGAGCAGAGGAGGAAGCUUUCACCGUCAAAGACUUCCGAAAGUCAGACGAUCACUUCACAGUCACUGGCCUCCACAAGGGAGCCACCUACAUCUUCAAACUGUGCGGCAAAAACCGAGCCGGCAACGGGGAGGAAUACGUGAAGGAGAUCAGCACCCCUGAGGACAUUCCCAGCAGCUACCCCCAGAAUCUGAGCGUGGUAGGCCUGACCGCCACCUCCACCAAGCUGGCCUGGGAGCCCCCGCCGCUGCCCGAGAGGAACGGAAAGAUUUUCAAGUACGUGGUGGUGUACCGAGAUAUCAACAGCCAGCACAACAACACCAACAGCACCGCGGAAACACAGAUGACCGUCCAAGGUUUGCAGCCGGACACCACCUACGACAUCAGAGUCCAAGCUUUCACCAGCAAGGGGGGGGGACCAAUCAGCCCCAGCAUUCAGAGUCGGACCAUGUCCACGUCCAUGCCAGUGUUCACCAAGAACUUUGGUGUGAAGGCUGUGAUGAAAACCUCUGUCCUGCUGACCUGGGAAGUGCCAGAAACCUACAAAUCCCAAGUGCCUCUUAAGAUCCUGUACAACCAGCAGAGUGUGGAAGUCCAAGGCAACCUGAAGAGGAAGCUGAUCACAGAGCUGCAGCCGGAUACGGAUUAUUCCUUCGUGCUAAUGAGCCGGGGAAACAGUGCCGGCGGCCUCCAGCAGCAGGUUUCCAUCCGAACGGCUCCGGAUCUGCUGAAAAUGAAACCGGCUCCAUACCAACACGAUGUGGAGGAGGGGGGUAGAGUAACCAUCAGUCUGUCCAGGGCGCCUGCUGAAGCCCACAUCAGGUGGUACUACAUAGUGGUUGUCCCUGUCACCCCGGUUUCUCUGAGAAGAUGGGAGAACCCUGAAGACAUGGACAUACAUGAGCUCUUGGAGCCCGACAGCAGUCUGCAGAGAGAGACGAGUCCGAGCCAGGACGUCCUGCAGCCCUACAUCGCUGCCAAGAUGGACACUCUGCCCGAGAUCUUCACACUAGGCGAUGAGAAGAAAUACAACGGCUAUUACAACAAACCCCUCCCGGGCCAGAAGCAGUACCGCUGCUUUGUUCUGGCAGACCUGAUGAACCACGAGUCUCAGAGGACUUUUGCAGCCAGCCCGUUCUCUGAUCCCAUCAUGGUGAAGCUCCACAGUGGGAUGGCCCGACAAACCGAGGACUCCGAGAUGCUGUGGGUGAUGGGGCCCGUGCUGGCAGUCAUUCUCAUCAUCAUCAUAGUCAUUGCUAUUCUUCUCUUCAAGAGGAAACGAACAUCUCCAGCCAAGGAUGAGCACAUGGCGGGGGUCAAGGACUCACUGCUGGCCCACUCCUCAGACCCUGUGGAGAUGAGGCGACUCAACUAUCAGACACAAGGCAUGGACACACAUCCUCCAUUGCCGUCUGCGACCUGGCGGACACAUAGAGAGACUAAGGCCAAUGACGGUCUUCGCUUCUCUCAGGAGUACGAGUCUAUUGAUCCAGGACAGCAGUUCACCUGGGAGCACUCCAACCUUGAAGUCAGCAAGCCAAAGAACCGCUAUGCAAAUGUGAUCGCCUACGACCACUCCAGGGUCAUCCUCACACCUGUGGAUGGGGUUCCAGGUAGCGACUACAUCAACGCCAACUACAUUGACGGCUACAGGAAGCAGAAUGCUUACAUCGCCACCCAGGGGCCGCUGCCGGAGACGCUGAGCGACUUCUGGAGGAUGGUGUGGGAGCAGAGGACCUGCACCAUCGUCAUGAUGACCCGUCUGGAGGAGAAGUCCCGGGUGAAAUGUGACCAGUACUGGCCCAGUCGAGGAACAGAGACAUAUGGGAUGAUCCAGGUGACCAUGCUGGACACUGUUGAGCUGGCUACGUACAGCAUUCGCACAUUCGCCCUCUAUAAGAAUGGCUCGAGUGAGAAGAGAGAGGUUCGACAGUUCCAGUUCAUGGCCUGGCCUGAUCAUGGAGUGCCUGAGUACCCCACCCCAAUACUGGCCUUUCUACGCAGAGUCAAGGCCUGUAAUCCUCCAGACGCUGGACCCAUGGUGGUCCACUGCAGUGCCGGCGUGGGCCGAACAGGCUGCCUCAUUGUGAUCGAAGCCAUGCUGGAGAGGAUGAAACACGAGAAGUCGGUGGACAUUUACGGUCAUGUGACAUGUAUGCGCGCUCAGAGGAACUACAUGGUGCAAACAGAGGAUCAGUACAUAUUCAUCCACGAGGCCCUGCUGGAAGCUGCAACAUGUGGCAACACAGAGGUCCCUGCCCGGAACCUGUACGCCCACAUCCAGAAGCUCACCCAGAUCCCCCCCGGAGAGAGUGUCACCGCCAUGGAACUGGAGUUCAAGAAACUGGCCAGCUCUAAAGCACAUACCUCAAGAUUCAUCAGUGCCAACCUGCCGUGCAACAAAUUCAAGAACCGCCUGGUGAACAUCAUGCCUUUCGAGUCCACCCGUGUCUGCCUGCAGCCAAUCAGAGGGGUGGAGGGCUCCGACUACAUCAACGCCAGCUUCAUCGACGGAUACAGGCAGCAGAAAGCGUACAUGGCCACCCAGGGCCCGUUAGCCGAGACCACUGAGGACUUCUGGAGAAUGUUGUGGGAACACAACUCCACCAUUGUAGUCAUGCUCACCAAACUCCGCGAGAUGGGACGGGAAAAGUGCCAUCAGUACUGGCCUGCCGAGCGCUCCGCACGCUACCAGUACUUUGUUGUGGACCCCAUGGCUGAGUACAACAUGCCUCAGUACAUCCUGAGAGAGUUCAAAGUCACAGACGCCAGGGAUGGUCAGUCGAGGACCAUCAGGCAGUUUCAGUUCACCGACUGGCCAGAGCAAGGAGUGCCAAAAACUGGGGAGGGAUUCAUCGAUUUCAUCGGCCAAGUCCAUAAAACUAAAGAGCAAUUCGGACAAGAUGGACCAAUUACUGUGCACUGCAGUGCCGGUGUUGGGCGGACCGGUGUGUUCAUCACCCUGAGCAUCGUCUUGGAGAGGAUGAGAUACGAGGGAGCGGUGGACCUAUUCCACACCGUCAAGACGCUCCGAACUCAGAGGCCGGCCAUGGUGCAGACAGAGGACCAGUACCAACUGUGCUACCGGGCUGCUCUGGAGUACCUUGGAAGCUUUGAUCACUAUGCAACAUAACCCCACCCAGAAAGACACCCUCAGAAGAGUUGUGUGUCUCCUCUGAGCCACAUCUACUCCGCUCCAUCAUUCCCUGAGGCCUGAUGAGGAGGCUCUGGGGGGGGGGGGAUUGAUGACGAGGGGACCACAUCAGGACGUUGGGGAUUGGAGGAAAAGAGGAGAGGGGACAGGACAAACUCCUCCUGCACUGGUGCCAUGAUUCUGCCACAGACCCGACACCAAAACCUCCCAAAAAGCAACCCCGAAAGACUCGUAGUCAUGACUCAUUCCAAUUUUUUGACUCAACACUCCCAUCACUCCCCAAUGUCUGCCUCCUCCUUAUAGAAAAAGCAAAUGUCCUGCUAUUUUCAUUUAUAUUCAUCAUGACUAUGUUGUUAUAAAUAGUUAGACUUUAUUUUUUAAUCACUUACACUUGUUCUUGUACGUCUUAAUGGGUCUUUUUUUGAUUUGCUUGUCUUUUUUUAAUUAUUUUUAUUAGCACAAAGGACAUGUAUUUUCAACAUUAAUACUGGAGAUAUACUCACAGCUGCUAAUCAUUUAAUUUUGUACCAUAGAUAUGAUGUUCUAAUGUUAUAAUUAAAACAGAUCACAUGAACGAAAUUUGGGAACUACAAGAUGAAAUAAACCUUUGGCGCUAAUCCCGUCUGAACAACUGCUGGCAUGUACAGAGUCAAUAACUGAAGACUAUUUUUCAGAGAUCCGGACACUUUAAAGAAAUAUAAAGUUGUUGGAAAGGUUGUGUUUUCACAGCCCCUCUUAAUAUAUAGACUCAGGUAGACUAAAUCCAGACCGUCUGUUCUUGAGAACUUUGGUGGAAUAAGUGUGACCAUAUUGCUAUCCAAAUGUGGUUUGUGCAUGAGAAAAUGAAUCCAUUAUGGCACCAAGACUCAAUGCUGACAUUUAAAUGAAUUGGUUUACUUGCCCAACCUUAAAUGAUAAGGCUGGCUUUAUUCAAUAUUUUCUUAGUGUCAACAAAUCCCAUGAAAAAACAAAACUAACAAUGUGCGUCCGUCUGUCGAGACUUUCUUACAAAGCCCGUUGGGUCCUACUAAACUUAUAAUUCAUUGUUGAAAUGGCUCACAAAAAUGUUUUCAAAUUUAAAAACAAGUCACAUUAAUUUCCUAUAACAGAUUGAUACUGUAGUUGAAGGCAAAUAUUACUCAAACCAGAAGGAAAUAGUGCUUUUCUUGGGGUCUAUUUUUAGCAGCGGAUUUAUCCACAUUUGGUGCUCUAGUGAGUAUUUGAGUAUGGCGUGUGUGUUAUUGAGUCCAAAUAAACUUCAGUGUGUGUGUGUGUGUGUGUGUGUGUGUGUGUGUGUGUGUGUGUGUUUAUGGUACUGAAGAGAACAUGUCACCCAGUGCAACACUGUGGCUAACACACUCAAUAAUUAUUAGUAAGAUCAGUUCACUGUUGGUUUGGGUCUGCACAUGGGAUUUGUUGACAAGAAGCAAAAGAUGCUGUAGAAUAUCGCCAGACCUAUUCACAUCUGAAUUUUCUGUUAAACGUUACAUGUGUGAUCCUUGAUGAUGUUAUAACUGCUAACAACGCUCUAAAUCCUAAAAUGUUCCACUCGUUGUUGUUCUUAAACCCCACUCAGAUCACAGCUGAAUUAUAAAAAGCAUUUACAGUGGGCUUGGAAAAAAAAAAAGUAAAAUGUAUAAGAAAAGAAUAUGAAAGUAUGAUGGGCCAGGUAAACAAAAGCACAAAAAAAUGUAUUUUCUCCCUUGGCCUGUUUAUCAGCCAACCAGAUUUUUUCAAGGUAAGGAUGUUGGUUGUCACUUAAACUUAAUGUAGCUCAAAAUGUGUCAUGCAAUCUGGUUUCCGUGUACUUAUUUAGAAAAAUUUCCGGGUAUUUUGUUUUUACAAAAAUAGCCACAUGGACUACAUGUACUGCACCCAACAUGACUCUGACAUCAUACAGGGAAGUGAUUUAGUGAUCUCUGCACAUUUCAGGUUUCUCCUACUUUUGGGUUCGCCUACAUGGCUUUACAUAUAGACAGGGCACACAAGCAGACACACUGGAUCCCCAUGAUAUAUUACAGCUCAGCUAUUGUAUCACUGUGUUGCAGACAGACAGACUUGUAACGGCGAGCAGCAUCGAUGUUCAGUGGUGGAUCUCUGUGGCUUUCACUGGAUGAGAUGACAAAAGGGAGGUGGUUUUGGAUGAAGUGGACCGUAUAAAGGAUUCAUUUCACAGUUGUGCCGUAGGAGUCCUAUCUGUUUAUCUGUAUACAUGAUCUGUUUUCUAUUUGUUAAUAAAAAACAGACUGAAUUGUCUUGAAAA